ACAAAUUAUAGUCAAUCUCUAAAACAGUAGGCUUACAUAUAUCCAGUAUGAUAAAAGGUAAUUUUUACUUCCACAACAUAAGUCCCAUAAAUGUAUCAAUAAGUCAAAAUUACUAGUAUUUUUUAAUUCUUCCAACCAAAUCAUGUAAUUUAGGGCAAUUGAAAAGCAGAAUCCCAGUCAAGCCAUUAUGUAAUUUUCAAGCUCAACAGGUGCUUCACAUAGUGGUCAUUAACACACACAUCAGUAUGUAAUUUAAGUUUGAGUAAUAAUGUGUGUUCAUCAUGAAUACUCACCAACAAGUCACAUCCCCUCACGACCACCAUCACCACGCUUGAAUUUCGCGCCUUGUAUGUAAAUUACUUCCUGUUUAAGUAAACUACGCCGCCAGGUUGACACAAUCUAGCGCUCUGAUUGGCUGAAUUGUUCAUAAACCACACACCUGACUAUAAAAUGGCUGUUAAUUGCGUAGACGAUUUAACACGGCGUUAUCAUAAAACUAUAUGGAAAUCUAACUACACGAAGCAUAUGGAUGCAUAUGGAUAAUGUAAUAACAACUUAAAAUUCACAUUCUAGAUCAAACUAAACUAGAUCAAAUUAAAGUAUUGUGAAGGAUUAUGUCAUAGACUUGAAUAAAGCAGGCACACUACGGCAGAAUGUCCAUAAGAAUGUGAAUUUGCAAUGUAUUAUGGGCAAAAAUAUACAGCCCAUAACCCAAAUUAGGUCACUGUAUGAAAUAGUAAUAAAGACACGUGGGCGGAAGUCAGUGACGUCAUCAAAACAGUGAGACAGGCGGAGGAAAAACAGCCCGUCAGUGGAUGUGACACGCUUACAAAUACACAGAAAACAACCCAGCGAGCAGCAGCAAAUGAUGAUCCGGCUCCAGCAUCUUGCGUAGUCUACUCGAUUCAACCGGACGGACAAGUUUUUGUUAUAUUUUUCUCUCCCUUCCCGAGUCCUCAGAGGCAGCAGCACCAUGGUGAAGCAGUCGGACCGAGCCCCGCUGCUGGACUGGGAAGAGAUCCCACCGCCCGAUCCGAACCAGGCGGCCCAGCAGCAGCAGCCGCCGCCGCCCAGGGAGGGGGUCGCACCGAAAAGUUCGCAGCCAGCCGGGCGGCACGCACCGACGGGCACCGCGGCUCGCACUGGGUGGAGCACCACCGCGGCCACCACCAUCACACGCAGCCUGACGAGCGGUGGAAAAGCUGCGGUUGUCAGCGGGAACGGAAGCCCGUGGACAGAGCCUCUCGGUACAGAUCGUCAUAUACCCUUCCCCGGCCUCUCGGCGAGGGAUCAGUGGGAGGAAAAAGACCAGAUCGUGGCUGUGUUUGUGGUUACCUUUGAUACAAGAUCAGGGAAUAUGGUGGAGUGGUGCCUGCCUCACGACAUCAACCUAGAUGGAGUUGAAUUCAAGUCAAUUGCCAGCGGUUCCCAUCGGAUCACCAGUGACUUUAUAUAUUUCCGUAAAGGCUGUUACUUUGGGCUGGCCUGCUUCGCAAACGUGCCUGUGGAGAGUGAGCUGGAGCGAGGAGCGAGGAUGAAGUCAGUGGGAAUUCUGUCUCCCUCCUACACUCUGCUGUACCGCUACAUGCACUUUCUGGAGAACCAAGUCAGACUCCAGCUGAAGUGUCCGGGCCAGUACUCUCCGCUGGAGGCCUUCUACGAGGAUAAGAAGGCCGUCCUUCCCCCGACAGCAAAUGGUCUGGUCACCGCUUGCCCGACCUGGAGUGUUACCACCAUCAACCGCUGUAUGCACCCAGAAAUGAAGAUCACCCACCCAGCUGGCUGCAUGUCCCAGUUCAUCCAGUUUUUCGGGGAGCAGAUAAUGGUGCUGUGGAAGUUUGCACUGCUGAGGAAACGGAUCCUCAUCUUCUCCCCUCCACCUAUAGGUGUGGUCUGCUACAGGGUGUAUUGCUGUUGCUGCCUGGCCAAUGUCUCUUUACCUAGAAUCGGUGUCUCCGUGCCUGAAUUACGGCCGUUCUUCUACGUCAACAUAGCCGACAUCACUGCCCUGGAAACGGAGCUGUCAUACGUGGCCUGCACCACAGAGAAGAUUUUCGAGGACAAGAAGGAGCUGUACGACGUCUACGUCGAUAACCAGAAUGUGAAAACGCACAGAAGCCAUUUGCAGCCGCUGCUUCGACUGAACGCUGCAGAUAAGGAGAAGUACAGGAAGCUGAGUGAACAGAGGCAGAUGUUGCUCUACUCUCAGGAGGUGGAUGGAGACUGCACGUCAAAUGAAGAGGAUCUUUUCAUUCUGUUCUUCAUGGAGCUCAAUAACCGCAUCUUCCAGACCCUGUCGGACGUAGCAGGGAGCACCGAUCCCACCCUCACCGCUGAGCACGUGAGGGCCAUGGGGCUGGAUCCCCAGGGCGAUCGAUCCUUCCUGGUGGACCUGCUGGAGGUGUACGGGAUUGACGUCACGCUGAUCAUAGACAGCCUCUGCUGUACCUGAGCCCCCGUCAGCUUUGGGGAAAAACUCGGAACGCCACUGGAUAUUUGUGCCUUCAAGGCCCACUCACACCAAGACAACGUAGACACUGCCUCCACCCUGGGACGUCCAUCUGUCGCCUGCUGUCCCCCUCCUGGGUUGUCUGUUUCCCCUCUUUUGUGUGUCUCAUCUGACCUGUGGAGACUGUUUCUAAACAGUGUGGUUGAUGAGGACAGUUGGUGCACUGCUCCACGGGGGCUGAUAAACACUUGCCUCGUAGAUGAUGCCACUUGGCAGCUGCGUGGUCUUACAGCCAUUCACAUCUUCCGUGGCUCAGUGCUGUGUUUUUUUUUUUUGUCAGAGAUACUAGUUUGUUUGUGUGCUCUUGUUUUACCAUGAUUCCAGCUGAAGUGGCCAGGGCUGGAGGUCUUGAUUGGGUCUGGUCAUUGCUGCAGGAUAACUUGGUCGUUCUUCACUGCACCCGUCACAAUGAAGAAGUCAGUGAAAACAUUCACAAUCCCCGCAGCUUUGGGGUCCACAUACGGUUUGUCUGAAGAAAAAAGAUGAAUGUUGUGUGGGUGCGGUUGAACUGCUGCAAAUGAAUUUGUGUGCUGCAAAUAGAUUUUAUUGAAGAUUCUAGGCGUCAUAAUGUGCAACAAAUUCAUCCUGAUGUAAUAACAUACUUCGAUGAUUAUAUUUAGUUGAUCGAAUACUUUUUGACUACUUUAUUUACCUUUCAAAAAGGAAGCAAUAGAAGCCUGUUAGUUGAAACCAGCCCUCUUCAUGUAUAUGCGUUUUUCUAGUUUUUACUAUUUCUUUCACAACGGAAAGUGAGCGGGGAGGAUGUUUUGCAAAAGAGUGUGAUAUCCUCUUUUCAUAAUGGAUAAUAGAAUUAUCAUAAUUAAUAUGAAGCUGAGAAUGAGGAGAGAAAAGCUGUCAAAUACUUUGUUCAUAUUUCAUGCACCUUCAGCACGAGGUCGACCUGACGAUGCGUCUCUGUGUUUGAUCAGUCUCAUGGAGGCGUUCUGGAAAAUUCCUGUUUGUGUUACAUGUUUUACCCUAAACUCAAUGAAUGUGACUCUAUACCACUAACUCAUCAUGAAUGCUGCACCAUGUCCACCACUGGAAUAGUUCCUGAUGCACACAGUGAUCAUGCUUAACUGUACCUUUUUACGCUAUGUUUAUGACUAACCGUCUGAGCCAGCAAGUGCUGUGAAGUGUGAAGCGCUUUGUGUGUUGCACUGGCUGUCAUUGUUCUUUUUUUGUACUCUAACCAGAGGCUAGUUCAUCAACGGCAGUCAAUAUAUGUUGUGAUCGUGUUGAGCGAAGAGUCCUCGUUGGAGCCGCUUGUGGUUUACUCGUUGAUCAGCUUCAGAGAGAUCCUCUUUGCGUGUCUGUGUCCCUGACAAAGAUCUCUUUGUGUUUUUGGAGAUCUGGUGUUGUUCCCAGUGAAGGAUGGGCGGGAGCUUUAAGAGCCCCCCCCCCCCCCCCUAGUCUGUUUUAGCUGAGGUUUUUUUUCUGUCUUUUCAUCACAGUCCUCCUGAUGAACUGCGUCUUUUGGAUUGUCCUGGCAGAUUGGCAACGUGAUGGAUUAAAUAAACCAAUCAGUCGUCAUUUGUUCCAUGUUGGAACACGCGGAGCUGAUGUCUCGUAUAGAUUUGGAGUAGUGGUUCUCAGCCUUCUCGUGAACCCCCUGAAACAAGCUAAAACAUCAAGUCCUUUUUUUUUUUUUUUUUUUUUUUAAAUAUGUACAUGAAUCUACAAAUAUCCAUUUUUAAUUCAUUAUCACAUUCCAAAAAUGAUCUUUCUGUGGCGGAUCCUUAUGUUGACAACUGUUGUCCUUUUGACUUGAACCCCAAAGAGGUUUUCUGGGUCAGUUACAAAAUGGAAAAAGUGCACCAAGUGUUGUAUUUGAAAGAGCUUUGUUGUUUAAACGGGGCCUUAAGGAAAUUAGAUUCUCUCAAACUUGCACGAAAGUGACCGACUCAUUACUGUACGCACGUCAACAGUAUCUGCUGACGGCACUUCUGAAUGACCUCACCGGGUGCAGUUAAACCUGUUGACUCUGGACUGGUCUAUUUACUUGUCAGCAGACGUAAUACUCUUGCCGCUGACCGUGUUUGCUUUCAGGUGUCUGUUAAUGUGAAACGGAAUGUACACAACACAUACCGCUGUAUAAAAGGCCUUCUUUGGUCACAGAUGUGUACCAGCAUUGGCUAAAUGAGUCGUUUGUACAACGUGUCACUCUACCGAAUGUCAAAGACAGCAAAAGUAUUGCACACAUGCAGCAGCAACACAUCCAAGUAGUGUAACUGUUUCCUCUUUGAUUGUGAUUGUAUUCACAGAAUAACAAAAUAUGUCUUCACCUUUACUAAUGUGAAACACUGUAAGAGAUGUCAAUAAUGUACACAUGAACUCAAUAGCAUGAGCAAUUGUUCAUUUCACUGUACUGCCAUUGUAAAACAAUUAAACAUUGAUACAGUUUAGGUGUUACCUAA
Messenger RNA from Anarrhichthys ocellatus (wolf-eel), 4926 nucleotides. It is a transcript of the gene dennd11, whose product is annotated as DENN domain containing 11. NCBI's taxonomy places the organism in Eukaryota, Metazoa, Chordata, Actinopteri, Perciformes, Anarhichadidae. The coding region runs from base 974 to 2452 and encodes 492 amino acids. Gene Ontology annotation, cellular component: cytoplasm. The record is from RefSeq and is a predicted model, not a curated record. The transcript has 9 exons.